Molecule: messenger RNA, 2522 nt
Organism: Scaptodrosophila lebanonensis
Lineage: Eukaryota; Metazoa; Arthropoda; Insecta; Diptera; Drosophilidae
Gene: Smyd4-1
Exons: 4
Coding region: 143-2395 (750 amino acids)
Molecular function (GO): protein binding
Source: RefSeq, a predicted model, not a curated record
GGCCGAAAUUAUGAUCGUGUAACUUCUCAGCUAAAACCAAGUUGUGAGCUUAAGGAAUGUACAUAUGUAUGUAUGUACAUAUAUAUAUUUGUAGUUUUAAUUUUAGUUUAUUCAUUUGCAUUGAAUUGGCAAGCACGUUAACAUGCAGAUGCAGGCCUUGAACGCUGUUUUCGAAAAACAAAGCGGAUCUAUUGUUUUUGAUGGGAAAUAUACGAAUGAGUAUGAGGCCAUAAAAUUGCUACACACACUUCAUAAUCGGCCAACCCAUGAGCGUAUAAUCAGAGAGUUUCUGACAGCAUUGGAACAGCUCCAUCAUGUAGAAUCAACAGGUGUUGCAUCACAAAGACUCCGCGAGGAAGGCAACCAAAAGUACAAAUCCUCUAGUGGCGACAAGGAGCUGUUGCUAAGUGCCUGCCGUCUCUAUACAGAAGCAAUUUUAACAGCUGAAAACGCCAACAAUGAGCUGUGCUUGGCGUAUGCAAACCGCGGAAUGGCUCUGCAGGAUUAUGGUUACUACAGACAGGCCUAUGACGACUGUGCAUGUGCACUGGAAUUUGGAUAUCCAAAGAAGCUGCACCACAAAUUAAUAAUGCGACAAGCAUAUUGUGCUUGGAAGCUGGGAAACUUGGAGCUAUUGGAGGAGCACAUUCACAGCUUACGCGGUAUGCAGCUGAAUGAGAGUUUUCAGCGCCAAUUGCUUGAACUGCAGGAAAAUGUUCAGCAUCUAACCCAACAUAAAGGAGCCAUAGAGGAGCAGCCAGUGUCUGCCGGUGAAAGCAGUGUGCAUCAGAUCGUCAAUGAGGCAAGCAGUCGAGGCCGCUACAUGAUUGCCAAGGAGCGGAUACCACAAGGUUCCAUCAUUUUUACCGAGAGUGCCGAGUGCUUUGUGCCUCUCGAAAAGCAUCUCAUUUGUCAGCAAUGCGCCGCUACCCAACUGAUACCCAUUCCAUGUCCAAAUUGUCAUAAGCGUGUCGUUUACUGCUCUCGUCAGUGUAGAGAACGGCACAAAAGCAUUCACAAAUAUGAAUGUGCUGCCUAUAAAAGAGACCUGCUCCACAUGCUGGGUAUUUCGCACCUGGCACUACGUCUAGUCCUGACAUAUCUACCGCUUUUAACGCCACAGCUGCAGAAGCAACGCAAUGCAAGCGAACUAUGGCAUACAUUCAUCUCGCUUGCCAAUGAUGACAAUGAUGAUGAUAUUACGGCACCACAAUAUCUGAAAACCUUGCGAAUGAUAACACAUCUAGAUAAGGUGUCUGAAACGGAACUGACGUACCAUAUGCUCUGUGCCAAUUUGUUGCGGGCUUAUCUGUUCGAAUGUACCGAUUUCUUUGACCAGUUUGCAGACACUUCGGCGCCUAGUGAGGACUGGCAAUUAUUUAUUGCCGCAUGUAUCCUGCGCAGUUCUGGGCAGCUAAUGGUGAAUGGUCAUGUAGGGGAUGCCAUUAUGCCGAUCACUCUGGGGCUUAAGGAGUUCACUCUUUUACAGCCGAAGCUGUGGGAUCGUCCGCAUCAUCUGCAGCUCGGUUCUUUACACAAAUUUAGUGCAUUUCAGCUUGUAACCGCUAUGAAUUUACCGCAUCUGAGCUUAUGCAACCAUUCCUGCAUUCCCUCAAUCCGCACAAAAUUCGAAGGUCGUUCGGUUGUUAACUAUGCCUUGCGUGACAUUGAAGCAAAUGAAGAGAUUUUUAACUGUUACACUGGGGAUUGUAAAACAACCACCUUUAAGGAACGUCGCAAACAACUUAAGAACACUUUUAAAUUUCAUUGCUGCUGCGUAAAUUGCCGGCGCCAACAUCCCGAUGAGGAAUAUUUUAUGUUUGAAACCUACCGCUGCGAAAAUCCGAAUUGCCGUCAGACUUUUGUGCCUGCAGAAAAAAGUCGUAAUUGGUGGAAACAAUUGGAUGGUGAUGUGCUCAUUUGUGAUGUCUGUAAAGAAGCGCAAAAUGUAUACUGGUAUGAAGAUUUUCUUGUCCUAUUUGAAUACUACCCAAACCCGAAAUAUCGCCGGGAACUGUUCAAAGAAUUCGAGAGAAUGAGCAACCAUAUAUUGAAUUAUCAUGUGAUAAAACUAUAUUGGGCGAAUGAAAUCGUGAAUAAGGCAUUUAAUGCACUGAAAGAGGGGUGUCCGCUUGACGAUGUGGAUUAUGAGGAAAUAGUUUGUAUUAUUCGAUGGCAAUUGGAUGGCAUAACUAUGCGCUAUGGUCCAAACUCAAUCGAAUAUAUAACCAAGCUUACCUACCUCUGGGAUCUGAUCGCUUUGGGCAAGUACAAAUGCUGCACAAAGAAGAUGCAGACCAUGCUUGACACACUGAAGUUUAUGGCAAGCGAGCCAAAGAACAUUUUUCUUAACUACUACCAUGACUUUAUUGAGCAACAUUGCACAAGUGAUUAACGUCUAACAAAAACAACAGCAACAACUACAUUAUAAAUUCUCUAGUUAAGCAUUAACUUUAAACUGGCACUUUUUGUUCUAAAACUACAGAAAUGGUACGAUAUUAUACUUUGUCAGCCCCUGUGUA